GGAUUCAUAAUAAUAAUAUAAUAAAUUGUUAUAUUCUAUGGUACACUUAUACUAUUUUUUUAAAAAUAUUCUUGUAUCAAAUAAUGGAAUAAAUCUAAAAUGUGUUUAAUCUAUUACAUCUUACGUAUUUAAUUACAGCGUGUUAUGUUUGUCCAAGAAAUAAACCAAAAAUGUCAGUUUAAAUAAUGAAUGAUCCAACAUUACAAAACUAUUUUAUUUCAUCAUAAUAUACAUUGUAACUUUGUUUUGUAGGAAUAUGUCAACUCAAGGAAAUCUUUGUUUCAAUUUAUAACAAAAAGUGUAAAUAAACUGAAUUAACCAGAAAUAUGAUUCAUGUAUCAGAAGCUAUAAUAAUGGACGAUACAUGUAAGAAAAAAUCUAGACCAUAUUAUAUACCAACAGUUAAAGAUACAAUUCAAAUUUCAAAUAAACCAAUUAUAAGACCAUCAAUUCCAACAAAAAAUGAAACUAUUCUGCUUAAUGAGCAAUGUACACUUCCAAAAAAUACUAAAGCUAUAGAAACAAAAUUAUUUAUUGAAAAAAAGAAAAAAGAAAGAACUGAAAAAUGUAAAUUAGAUAUAUUAGAAAAAAAAAUGGCAGAAGAACGAAAAAAAAAGUUAGAUCAAUUACAAAAAACUACAAGAGAACUAGCUAAAGCUUCUAUCAAACAAAAAACUACCCGUGUUCAAGACGAAUGUAAAAUUGGUAUUAAUUUAUCAACUGAAUCAAAUGAUCCUAAAAUGGAUCAAACGUGGUCACCUCCACCGUCUAUAGUUAAAAGUCAUAGAAAAGUACAAAACGAGUCAAUAAAAGAUUUUAAAGUUACAAAGAAAAAUUCAAAUGAUACAAAAGAUGUGGAUCAAACAUGGUCACCUCCACCGCCUAUAGUUAAAAGUCAUAGAAAAGUACAAAACAAGUCAUUAAAAGAUUUUAAAAUUACAGAUGAAUGUACAAAUGAUACAAAAGAUAUUAUAAGUUCAUGUACAUCUUCAAAAACAGCAAAUAAAAUUUCAACAACAAAAUUAAUUGAGCAAAAACCUCAAAAACGUGAAGUUACCAAACCUGAAAAUUUAUUAUCUAAAUUAGUAUCUAAUGAUGAUUAUGAAUUAUUUAAUAGAAAUUUAUUUGAUAUUUCCAUGCCUAAGCUAAUUGAUACUGAUAUUUCUUUCGGUCAACAAGUUAAUAACGAUGUAACCUUUUCAAAUAAAUCAUGCCAAGAAAAUGAAAAACAACCAGAUGAUGUUGCUUAUUUAGAUAGAGAUACAUUGACUAUGCCUGACAUUAAUUUGAGUACAAAGCUUUCAGACAUUGUAAAUAAUAGUACUAAAUCAUAUACAGGCUUACAGUUGCCUAUUAAAUCACACGAGGAAAUUAUGCUAAGUAUUGACCAUCUAGAAGAGCUUCAAGAAUUGUUGUUAGAUCAAUGUUUGCCAGUUAAAACGUGUACUUCAGAAUCCACACAAACUGAGCAUUGUAAUAAUAUAUUAUCAAUGUCGACUUCAAAAUCUCCACCACCUACAAUGAAUUUUAUUUCAAUAUUGAAAUCUAAACUAAAUUUACAACAAUCAAAAAAUAAUAAUUUGGAUUUCAGUGAACCUACUGCUGAUUUAAGUAUAAAUGAAUGCACAAUUGUAAAUAAUUUGUAUUCUAAUAAAAUCAAUAAUCUUGAUUCUACUGAACUUAAUCAACUAGAUGUAAAUGUGUGCGAUGAAGAGACAAAUUUACCAAAUAUUAACCAUAUUGAACCAAAAAACUGUUUAGCUAGCUAUACAACUUCAUUAAUUGAUGAAGAAAUUAAGCCAAAGUCUAAUAACCCAUUUUCAAUUAAUAUUAUUGAGAAUAAUAAUUGUGAAGAAAAAGUAAAUACAAUAAAUAAUGACAAAUUAUUUACUAAAUUAAAUAUAAUAACUAAUGAUGAUAUUAAACAAGUUGUAAAAAAACUUAAUUAUGACUUUGAUUUGUUAACAAAAAACAAUUGUUGUAAUUAUUCAAAUAAUUUACGUAAUACUUCCAUAAAUUUACAAUUUGAUGAAAAUAAUACAAAUAAUAGAUCAUCUCAUUGUUUUUCUGAAAUCCAUGAUGAAUUUCAAGCAGAACUUGAUACUCUGGACCAAUUAAAUGACUCCUUAUGUGAUAUAGAAAAAAUGAGCUGUGACAUGUCAAUUAAAACUAAUGAACAAUCUAUCGAACUGAAUGAUCACUCCAAUUCUAAUAAUGAUAGUGAUAUUGCUGCACCUUUUUCCAAACUAAAUGCUUUAUCAUCAAAUAUGAUGGGUGUAGAUAAAACAAUAACUGGCUUUUCUAUUCAAAUGUUUGAACAAUUAAUGAAGGAUGAAAAACUCAGGGCAAAACAACACCAUACUAUACUUAGUUUGAGGGAAAAAUCUUUAACUAAUCGUUUAAAGUGGGAAAUUACUAUGUAUGACCUUCAAAUUAAAAAUUUCAAAAACAGACCCAGUUAUGAAAAACAGUUUCAAUUGUUCAAACAAAAACAAAGAGGUACUGUAAAAAAGUUAGAACACUCCUUGUCGCAAGUAAAACGACUUGGUAGAGUAAUUGAUUCAGUAUAUAAGCAACGCUUUAUAAUGCUUGAAGAACAUAUUCAACAUUUAAAAAAUGAAUCUUCUUCCAAAAAAAUUAUACGUAAAUUAAAAAGCUUAGAUCAAUUUCCAAAGAAAGAAGAUCAUAGUUGUCAGUCAAUGAAUUCUCAUGUUUUUAAGCAAUUUUAUAAGUCUGAUGAUUUUUAUAAUAUUGAUAGUAAACAUGAUAAAAUUAAUCCAAUUGAAUCUAAAAAUAAUACUUUACCAUCAAAGUUUGAAUUGGAUAAAUCUAAAAUUAUAUUACGAAAUCAAGCAACUAGUCCUAUUAGUAUUGAAACUAAUAUUUUAGAUCAAGUUCAAAACGUUGAAGUUCAAACAGAUGUUAGAUAUUCUUCACAGUCUGUCAUUGAUAAAGCUAUACAAACUUCUAAAACUAAAUGUAACUAUACCAAUAAUGAAAAUAUACAAUCAAUUAAUUGUAUUGAUUUAUCUUAUAAAAAUGAAAUAUUUGAUACAAUUGAAACCGAGGAUAAAAGAUCACUGUCGCCGAUUUUAUCAACAAGUCCUGUUAAACUGAAAAAACAUAUUUCGGAUACAUCAAAUAGUACAAAUUCAGAACAGAGUGAUAUGGAUAUACGAAUAAUAACUUUACAAGAACAACUUGAAGCUAGAAAGUUAGAAUCUUUUAGAUUGAAAAAAGAACAAAAAAAACUUAGAUUAGAAAAUCUUAAAGCUAAAGAACAAGAUCUUUUGAAACAGAUAAAUUUAUAUGACAAGAAAAUUGAAGAAUCAAGAAAAAGCUUGAUGGUUGAAAUUAAAAAAAAAAGUAUGCACGAAUCAAAGUUUUCAAUAAAAAACCAUUCUUCUUCAACAAAUUCUAGUUGUUCUAUUCUUCAAAAUGUAAUUAAUAAUGAAAAUAUUGAUAAUCAAUAUAUGGAUGAAUCAGAUAGAAUAACAUUGACAGAUGGGAAGACAUAUUUCUUUCCAAUUGCAACUGAUGCGUCAUGUGAUCAUAGUAUAUCUCUAAAUAAAACAGUAGAUGAAUUACAAAAAAAAAAUAUUAAUGAAUCAAAGAAAAAUCAUAGUAAUAUGUAUACAAAUAAUUUUGAUUCAGUGAAUAUUGAUAGUUAUAAACUUACAGAACAAUCAUUUCAAUCGUUAGAAUCAAUUCCAGUUUUUGAAGGUACACAGUUACAUGAAAAACACACUGUAAAAGAAGUAAAUACUUCAAAAAAAUCUAACGAAAUUAAAACUGAAGUAAAUAUUUUUUUUAAAUCUCAACCUCAGAAUACUUUAAACAUUGAAACAUCAAAUAAUGUCAAAGCAAAUUUAAAGAAAGAAACACAUUUGUGUGAAGUAAAUGAAACAAUUGACAAUGGUAUACAUUUAGAUAUUGCUUCAUGUAAGUAUUCUAUUUCAAAUCAAAGUAUGUCAGAAACUUCAAAUAACCAAGAACCAUAUCUAAAAACAGAUAAUAAAAAGUCACUGACUAUUUAUGACAAUAUUAACUGCUCCGAUACAAUAAGUUUAUCUGAUAGGAGUGCUAUUCAAAGAAAACUCUUAGUUAAUUUAAACAAAAAUGAUACUGAUGUAUGUGAAAAGCUGGAAAACAGUGUCAGUCAAUUUGAGGUACCUAAUCAUAAAAUAGGUUUAGAUGAUAUUUAUAGUUCAGAUUUUACAUCAGAUGAUUAUACAUCGGACUUUCAAGGUUCAUAUCAAUUUAAUAAAAAUGAUAAUAUUGUAGAAUUAAACGACAGUGAACAAAGUAAUGAAACUUCUUAUGAAGAAGAAAGAAGUGAAGGAGAAAUAAUGUUUGAGGAUAAAACAUUUAUUGAACAAUAUUCGGAUGAUCAUACUAAUUUUGUUCAAAACGAUAAUUCUAAUGACGAGAAAGUAAAUGCUAUUACUACUAAUAUUUUUAAUUGUCUUCUAAAAGAUACAAAAAAAUCACUGAAAUCUAAUAUGAAUAAAUCGUUAAUUUGUUCAAAAAAAAAAGAUCUUAAUAAUUUAACUGAAGAAACUCCAUUAUUAUUAAUCUUAAAACGUGAAGAAGAGAAUCAAAACCGGAUUAUUCUUUCGGAGCAAGCAAAAAUUAUUUCAGACGUACUUUUUAAGCAACAUUUCCAACCAAUUUUUACCGAUAUGCUUCAAAUGUAUUUACCUAAAUUGAAUGAAAUAGAAAUGGAAAAAUUAAAAGUAUAUUUAAAGUGGUCUUCUUCUAAAAAAAAAAAACUGAAAUUAUCAGAAUGUUUAAAUUUUAAACACAAAAUUAAUGAUGUUGACAAUGAAAAAUCAUUUGAAUUGUUUUAUCAAAAGUAUCUAGAGCAGAAGAAAUCUCAAACUUAUCAAGAUGAAAGUAACGAUGUCAUGCUCAGUCAUACUCAACAAGAAGCAGAAAAAUUAAAACAAGAACAAAUACGUAUUGAAGAAGAAAUUGAACGUCUUCGCUUGUCCGAAGAAGCACAAUUUUUUCUAAGAGAAAUACCUAAUAAGCCACCACCCCCUUACAAGAGUCCCACAAAAAUUAAAGCACUUAUUGACAUGCCUUAUACAUCUGAUGAAGUUCACAAAAUAGUUUUGACAGCUGCUAAUCAAAUAUUCAAUGGUUCUCAAAGCCCAUUAUCAAAUGACUUUAUUAUAGAUUCAGAUUCAGUUUUACAUGCUGAUUAUAAAAUAUUGAUUUUUGAUUACUGUAAAGAAAUUGCAAAUGAUUUAUUUAUUGAUGAAACAAAUUUACCUUUAUGGAAAAGAUCUAUUAAAGGAUUGAAAAAUUUUAGGGCAAAACCAAAAAAUCCUAAAGAUUUAAGUGAUAUAGUUAUAAAAAAAAUGAAUCGGAUUAUUGACCUAGAUGAGUGUGAAGAAAAAGUAAAUAAAUUUGUAGUAAAUCAAAUGCACGAAGAGGAUAGUAAAUGGACUGAUUUUCAAAUGGAUGAAUUAGAAAUACAAAAUAAUAUAGUUCAAAGUUUGAUGAAAAAAUUGAUUUGCGAUGCAAUUACAAAUACCAAAACUAAUUUUUAUUUGAAAUUUAUUUAA
Messenger RNA from Rhopalosiphum maidis (corn leaf aphid), 5573 nucleotides. Its product is annotated as centrosome-associated protein 350-like. Gene Ontology annotation, biological process: microtubule anchoring. The record is from RefSeq and is a predicted model, not a curated record. Gene Ontology annotation, molecular function: microtubule binding. Gene Ontology annotation, cellular component: centrosome. NCBI's taxonomy places the organism in Eukaryota, Metazoa, Arthropoda, Insecta, Hemiptera, Aphididae.